This is a messenger RNA of Closterium sp. NIES-65, 969 nucleotides long. Lineage: Eukaryota; Viridiplantae; Streptophyta; Zygnematophyceae; Desmidiales; Closteriaceae. The record is from the annotation of a GenBank genome assembly.
AUGCGCGGAGGCGACUGUGGCGGAUGGGGGGAACCGAUUGGUGGGGGCGGGCUCGGGAGUGCUGAUGCGCGGAACGAGCGGCGGGGACUGGACGUGGGGGAGGGGAGAGGUGCAACGGGGGCGAGUGUGAGGAGCGAAGUGGGGGGCGACAGGGAAGGCGCGGGGUAUAGCCUGCACAAGGGCCAGUGCUUGCCGCCAGCAGCGGCAGCAGCGGCGCCAGGCGCACAGCAGGCGAGCAAUAGGGCUGCCACAGCACCGUGGGCACCACUCCGCCCCGCCGGGCCGGCACCCAAACCCACCGCGCUUGCAGCGGCAGAAUCGACAGCAGAAGCAGGCGCGCGGGCAGAAGCAGCAGUGAGGGCAGAUGCGCAGGCGGUGUGGGCGCGAGCAGGCGAGCAGGUGGGCGGCGAGGUGCAACGGCUGAUGGCGCCGCUCACCCGCCUGCUGCUCGCCCUGCAGGGCACUGGGGGGACUGCGGGUGUGGGAGGUGGGGGGACUGCGGGUGUGGGAGGUGGGGGGACUGCGGGUGUGGGAGGUGGGGACGAGGAGGAGCGGUGGGAGGGUGGCGGCGCCAGAGAGGCAGGAAGUGAUGGCGGGUGGGGGAGCGCAGCGGAAGGGUGUGGGGGUGAGGACGCAGGGAAGGGCGGUGAGACAAGUGGGAGCGAGCGAGGGGGGGGGUGGGUGGAGCGAGUGGAGGCGCUGCGAGUGGUGAGGGCGCGGGGCAGGGCGCGGAGUGCCGUGGGAGGGGCAGAGGGAGGAGCAGGGGGGGGUGGUGGAGGCGAGGAUAGAUGCGUGGCGGGCACGGGUGAUGGAGAGAGAUGCUCAGGAGAGUAUGGUGAGUGGCGCAUGGUGAGUGGAGCAAGGGUGGAGUGGAGCAUGGUGAGUGGCAGCAUGGUGAGUGGAGCAUGGUGGGUGGAGCAUGGUGAGUGGAGCAUGGUGGAGUGGAGCAUGGUGAGUGGAGCAUGGUGA